AUGUUCCAGCCGAUGGAUAUAGCUAACGGUGGUAGUCAACAAGUGGUGAUUCGGAGCAACCAAUCCCAGCAACAACAGCAAACACCCCAGAUGUUCACCCCCCAGUACGGCUACCAGCAGCAGCAUUCCUACUUCGCGACCUACCCUAAUGCGCCAAACAGCGGCGCGUCCUCGGCGCCCAACAAAGGUGAUAUGAACUUCGUCGCACAGCAGCCCUCCCCGUAUGUGCAGCAACAGCACCCCGUGCUCUCGUAUAGGUACACACAGGAGAUGCCCAACAGCAAUCAGUACAUCAACCCCGUCCGUUACCAGCCAAAUCAAGACAAUCAGCGCCUUCUCACGUCGGUAGGGUACGUUACGGGCAAUAGUGGGCAGGAGGGGUUUCAGAUGCCCUCGCCGCCUCAGCAGCAGCAGCAGCAGCAGCCUCCGCAUCAACUGCCAAACCAGCAGCGCGGCGGCCGCGGUCGCGGUGGGCUUGGGGGUUGCGGCCUCAACGGCUCCCAAAACGGCAACGGCAACUUCAUCCCGUACUACAGACAGGUGCACAAUAACUACUAUUACAAUCAGCAGCACCACUACAGCAACAAUAAUGCCGUGCCGGAGAAGACUCCAACGCUGCACGUGCUGAAUCCCACCACCAAGAAGGUGAUGUGCGUCAAACUCAACCGCAUCUACUCCACCAUGGCCGACCUCCACUUGCACCCGAACCAGUCGAACCAGAAUGAGAAUAGCAAGGAGACGAACUCUUCGGCGAAUAACCAGGAGGAUUCAACCUCAAACACCCCACUGAUGCUGUGCGUGGACUUCUUGAGCCUGCGGGGCUGUGCGCACGGUAGCGGCUGUGAGAAGGUCCACGUUGCGGGCUUGGAGUACAUGUGGAGCCCGAUAGAGCCCUCUAUUGUGUCUAAGGAUGGGAAGGAGAUAUACAAACCUGGCUUCCGAGUCCACUGCUACGAUUCUGUUUUAACCACCUACUAUGACAUCCCGUCAGAAAUUAUUGAGGUGACUCGAGGUAGCGAAACCUAUGUGGAGAUGUUCAACGAGCACAGGGAUAACUUCAAGACAAAGAUAAAGUUAUGCCCCUCCGUGUUAAAUGAUGAGACAUGCAAGAAGGGUAGGGAGUGCCCUAAUAUUCACUGCUUGUCCAAGGAAUUCGCCGAGGUCCAGGAAAGGAACACCCGCUCCACCCACAUCAACCACCCGCCGCACAUGAAGGACGUGCCACGGCUUCCUGCCGAUAUGAUUGUGCGCGUUUUUGACCAGAACAGCGAUAAAAAUUACCACGACUACCCCGGUACCAACGUGCUUAUUACAGAGGGUGCCAAGAACUACAUUAAGUACUACGAGCGAAAGCUCCACAACAUUCCCUUCUGCAAGAGAAUGCAGCAUUGCGCGCAUUUUAGAUUGAAGGAGAUGUGUCGCCUAGGAGCGUCCUGUCGCUUUCUCCACGUGUUGCCAACCCCAGAGGAGGUCCAAGAAAUGCGAAACCAUGAGGCCUUGGUACUUACCUUGAAAGAUCAGACUGACCAGGGGCAAGUUCGUUAUCUGUAA
This is a messenger RNA of Phytomonas sp. EM1, 1551 nucleotides long. The record is from the annotation of a GenBank genome assembly. Lineage: Eukaryota; Euglenozoa; Kinetoplastea; Trypanosomatida; Trypanosomatidae.